AUGAGUUGGCUCAUAUGGAAUGUAAGAGGACUAAAUAAGAGGCAUAAGCAGAAGGAACUUAAAAUCUAUUUAUGGAAGAAAGGUAUUAAACUAGCUGCUUUAGUGGAAACUAGAGUCAAGAUUCACAAAGCACCUAAGACUAUUGCAAAUAUCAAUCCUGGAUGGCAAUCUCUCAAUAACUAUCAAUGUGCUGAGAAUGGAAGGAUAUGGCUAAUGUGGGAUACAAACCAUUAUCAAGUUACUCACAGUAGAACUACUGCUCAAUCAAUCCAUUGCAUGAUCAAUAAUAGCAUUGAUAGAUUACAUGGUGCACCAGUAUCCUCAGCUGCAACUCAAGCCUUCACCAAGUGUCUUCAUGAUUUACAUCUCAAUGAACUACCUUGGAAAGGAGAUUACUAUACUUGGUCAAAUAAACAGAUGGGUACUGAUAGAAUCUAUAGCAGAAUUGAAAGGAUAUUUGGCAAUUCAGACUGGAUGAUGCAUUGGGGCCAUGUGGUUACACAAUAUGAAGUACCAUACAUCUCUGAUCACUCUCCUAUGCUAAUCAAAAUUGAGGACAACCAGUGGACAGUCAAGCCUCCAUUCAGAUUCUUCAAUAUUUGGGCAGAUCAUAGCAAGUUCAUGGAAAAAGUAACAGAAGUAUGGCACAAGCAACUAGUACCAGGGAAAAUGGCAAAUAUUUGGGCAAAAUUGAAAGCCCUACAGAAGAUCUUAAAAACUUUAAACAAGGAGGAAUUCCAAAACAUCUCCACUAGAAUAACUAAAGCUAGACUUGAACUAAUCCAAAUACAGAAGCAGAUUAAUCAACAAUGCACAGAUGAACUUCUUAGCAAAUAA
Messenger RNA from Solanum dulcamara, 837 nucleotides. RefSeq lists its product as uncharacterized. NCBI's taxonomy places the organism in Eukaryota, Viridiplantae, Streptophyta, Magnoliopsida, Solanales, Solanaceae. The coding region runs from base 1 to 837 and encodes 278 amino acids. The transcript is spliced from 2 exons. The record is from RefSeq and is a predicted model, not a curated record.